Molecule: messenger RNA, 1753 nt
Organism: Serpula lacrymans var. lacrymans S7.9
Lineage: Eukaryota; Fungi; Basidiomycota; Agaricomycetes; Boletales; Serpulaceae
Exons: 7
Coding region: 143-1576 (477 amino acids)
Biological process (GO): formation of translation preinitiation complex; positive regulation of translational fidelity
Cellular component (GO): eukaryotic translation initiation factor 2 complex; cytosol
Molecular function (GO): GTP binding; tRNA binding; translation initiation factor activity
Source: RefSeq, a predicted model, not a curated record
GAUCAAGAUUUUUGGUAUCUGCAUAAUCGAGUCACGCCGGCGAGCAUAGUGUUGGAACCUGCGUACAUUGACCCUGAAAUCGCUGGAUUAUCGUUAGGAAGACUCGAUUAUACAUUAUCAUACUCGAUUGACAAUAUAGAACAUGUCUGGCGACGAAACGCUGCAAAAGCACCACGAGGAGGAUUCAGAAUCGGAGGAGGAGGAGGACGAUGUUGUCGAGGCUAUCCCAAAAAUCGAGAUUGAUCCCUCGACAUUGACGCCCCUUUCACCAGAAGUAAUAUCAAAACAAGCUACGAUAAACUUGGGUACCAUCGGACAUGUCGCCCAUGGAAAGUCAACAGUCGUAAAAGCAAUUUCUGGUGUUAUGACUGUCAGAUUUAAGAAUGAACUGGUCAGAAAUAUCACCAUCAAGCUUGGCUACGCCAAUGCAAAAAUCUACAAGUGCGAGAAUGAAGCAUGUCCACGACCGGGUUGCUAUCGCUCCUAUAGAUCGGACAAGGAAGACAAUCCCCCAUGCGAGCGACCAGGGUGUGGCCAUCGGAUGAAACUGGUUCGCCAUGUAUCUUUCGUUGAUUGUCCCGGUCACGACAUUCUCAUGGCCACCAUGUUGAACGGAGCUGCCGUCAUGGAUGCUGCAUUACUGCUUAUCGCAGGAAAUGAAACAUGUCCACAGCCGCAAACAUCGGAACAUCUGGCUGCAGUAGAGAUCAUGAAGCUAGAAAACAUCAUUAUUUUGCAGAACAAAGUCGAUUUGAUCAAAGAAACUCAAGCACUUGAACAUCAGAAAAGUAUUGCUGCCUUCGUCAAGGGUACAGUGGCCGAAGCAUCCCCAAUUGUACCCAUAUCAGCUCAGCUUAAAUAUAACAUUGACGCCGUGAACGAAUAUAUCGUCAAACGCAUUCCCAUCCCUGUUCGCGACUUCACAUCCGAUCCGCGAUUAAUCGUCAUCCGAUCCUUCGAUGUCAAUAAACCAGGAGCAGAAGUAGAUGAGCUUAAAGGAGGUGUAGCAGGUGGUUCCAUUCUUACCGGAGUUCUCCGUUUGGGCCAGGAAGUUGAAAUCCGACCCGGAAUUGUCACGAAGGAUAGCGCUGGACGGAAUCGGUGCAAACCCAUCUUCAGCCGCAUCGUUACUUUACUCGCAGAAAAUAACCAGCUGCAAUUUGCUGUUCCUGGAGGUCUGAUCGGUGUGGGUACUAGAAUAGAUCCUACGUUAUGCAGAGCAGAUCGUCUUGUUGGUCAAGUCCUCGGUGCUGUUGGGAAGUUGCCUAAGAUUUACACAGAGCUUGAAAUUAGCCUGUUCUUGUUACGCCGUUUACUUGGUGUAAAGACCGAAGACAAGAAACAAACAAAGGUUUCCAAGCUCGUGAAGAACGAGCUGCUACUAAUCAACAUCGGCUCUACCUCAACCGGAGGACGUGUUUUGAGCGUGAAAGCUGAUCUGGCGAAGAUUCAAUUGACAUCGCCGGCUUGCACUGAAGUUGGUGAGAAGGUAGCCCUUUCAAGGCGUAUCGAGAAGCACUGGCGGCUUGUUGGUUGGGGAAGUGUACAGCGUGGCACUGUACUAGAGGUAGAUUAACAUCGAUAGCUCACUCUGUAUCUCCAAUUUCAACAUCGCCUGUAGCAUUAGAAGGCUCGCCACUCUAAGUGGGCUGUCUUAUUAUUUCGCGCUGAUCAACAGUGGCUAGUCUUCAAUGUAUUGAGUCAGCUUCCCGGAUCAUACAUGCAAAUAAUAUGUUGUAAGCGUCCUAUGCUC